GCAGACAUAAUAGUGACGCUGCUUCGGCUCAAAGAUGAGUACGAGGCCCAUCUCCCGGGCCACCGCACGCACAUUCAAUGCGCUCCUUGGUUGGAAUUGUGGUUAUUGCUACAUGAGCAACGUCAUGUACGGCGUCUUAUAUGCCCUUUCACCCGAAUUGUUUCCUACCAAAGAUCGUGGAACUGGUAACGCGAUCGUGGCCGCUGCAAAUAGGAUAUUUGGCGUCAUGGCCCUGAUCAUUGCUCUGUACGCGAACCUCACGACAUCUGUGCCAAUCUGAAUUUCAGGAGCUAUCUUCAUCGUAAUUGGUUUUAUUGCUCUCUUGCUACCAUUUGAACCCCAUGGUCACGCAUCCUUGUAACUAGUCAGUCAUACAUGCCUGGGCGAA
Messenger RNA from Suillus bovinus, 388 nucleotides. RefSeq lists its product as uncharacterized. Lineage: Eukaryota; Fungi; Basidiomycota; Agaricomycetes; Boletales; Suillaceae. The coding region runs from base 35 to 280 and encodes 81 amino acids. The record is from RefSeq and is a predicted model, not a curated record. The transcript is spliced from 2 exons.